AUGCUCACACUGAUAUGUAAGAUCAGCGAUGCCCUGCGGGAGAAAAGGUACAUUAUGGUGGUUGAUGAUAUAUGGGAUGUGAAAACAUGGGAUGUCAUUCGACACGCAUUCCCCAUGACCAGUUGUGGAAGUAUAAUAAUCACCACUACUCGUGUCAUUGAUGUCGCGUAUUCAUGUCGUUCAUCAAUUGGCGGACAUAUAUACAAUAUAAAACCUCUUAAUAUGGUGCACUCAAAACAGUUAUUUCAUAGAAGAUUAUUCAACUCCGAAGAAGAUUGCUCUUCAUCUCUUGAAAAAGCUUCUGAUCAGAUUUUGAAGAAAUGUGGUGGAUUACCUUUGGCCAUCAUUGCUAUAUCUGGUUUGUUGGCCAACACAGAAAAAACAGAGCAGCAGUGGAAUCAAGUGAAAGAUUCGAUUGGCCGUGCACUUGAAAGAAAUCCCAGUGUCGAAGGAAUGAUAAAGAUAUUGUCACUUAGCUAUUAUUAUCUGCCUCCUCGUCUGAAAGGUUGUCUUCUGUAUGUAAGUAUAUUUCCAGAAGACUCUUGCAUUCACAGGCACAUGUUGAUAUGUAGAUGGAUUGCCGAAGGACUCAUUCACAAAGAAGGCAAAUAUACAGCAUACGAGAUAGGAAAGAGAUGUUUUAAUGAGCUCAUCAAUAGGAGUUUGAUCCAACUCGUAUUGUUUGAUAAAUGUGAAGAGGUGUGUGCUUGUCGAGUUCAUGACACAAUUCUUGAUUUCAUAAUAUCCAAGUCCAUUGAAGAGAACUUUGUUACUUAUGUUGGUGUCCCCGGUUUAACUACCCAGACACAAAGCAUAGUUCGUCGGCUGUCCAUACAAGUUGAAGGGGAAGGAAUUUCUGUUGUGCCGACAGGCCUGUCACUGUCCCAUGUUCGAUCACUUAAUGUGUUUGCGGAUAGAGUGGAAAUCCCUUCAAUGAUGGAGUUCAGGCAUUUGCGUGUUAUGGACUUUGAAAAUUGCAAACAAUUGGAAAACCGCCAUCUUGCUAAUAUAGGGAGAUUGUUACAGCUAAGAUACCUCAACAUACACAUAACACAUGUAAAAGAUCUCCCAGAAGAUAUCGGACAUCUACGGUACUUAGAGAUAUUGGACAUAAGUGCUAUAGAGUUAAACGAUUUACCAGCCGGCAUUGUCAGUCUCAGGAAAUUGACACAUUUAUUUGUUCACGAUAGUGUUAAGUUUCCUGAUGGAAUUGCAAACUUGCAAGCCCUAGAGACAUUGAAAUGGUUGAGGGCCUCCGUGCAGUCAUACAACUUUCUGCAAGAGCUUGGGCAGCUAAAGAAUCUGAGGAAGCUGCAUUUUUCUCAUUGGCAAGUCGCCCAAGAGCACAAGGAAGUUAUUGCUUCUUCUCUCCAUAACCUUUGCGCACAGAACCUUCGUUCUCUAACUCUGUCGUGUGCUGGUGACAGCACAUUAUUGAACACAUGGUGUACCUCCCCGCAGCUUGAUCUCCAGAAACUUUUUAUCCAGCACUCAAGCUUCACGAAGGUUCCGGACUGGGUGGGAUCGCUGAUGAACCUGCAGAAGUUAAGCUUAGAAUUGGAGAGUAUCCAGCAUGAAGAUUUGUGCUUGCUUGGAGCCUUACCCGCUCUGCUCACUCUGGAACUAACAUUGAAAUCUGAGUCUCAUUGUGAAGAUCGAAAGCUGACAAUCAGUCGUGAAACUGGCUUCCGAUGCCUGAGAGUGUUUACCUAUGUGGUACCGGAUGAGACGAUGUUCAGUCUCAUGUUUGGAGCAAGAAGUAUGCCCAUGCUACAAAAGCUGACGCUUUUUAUUGUUGACUGUCUUGACAUUGAGUAUAUUAGCAGUUCUGGUGCUUUGGAUUUCGGGAUCGAGAAUCUCUCCAGCCUCGUUAGUUUCAGAUGUGAGUUCGAUUGCCCAGAUGCCGUAAAGGCUUCCGUGAAGAGAAUGGUCAGCGCACAUCCCAAUAACAACCUUACUCUAAUCUUCAACUGUCAAUUCUGCUAA
This is a messenger RNA of Triticum turgidum subsp. durum (durum wheat), 1986 nucleotides long. Lineage: Eukaryota; Viridiplantae; Streptophyta; Magnoliopsida; Poales; Poaceae. The record is from the annotation of a GenBank genome assembly.